AUGAAGGGAGGGAGGGAGGGAGGGAGGCAGGGCCACUGCAUCAUCUUCGUGCCCGGCCUGCCGAAGACGCCGACGCCUGAGUUCGAGGAUGCUCUUCUGGGCGUUUGUGGUCGCCUGCUGAAGCACGACCCGACGCUGGCAAGCGAAUGGGUGCCGGAGUCAAGACCUCCUUCGGUGAGUGACAGAGCACGGGUAACGGGAGGCACAUGCACUGCACUGCACUGCACUGCCUGUGUCUGUACCUUUUUCUUGUGGGCUGGUUUUCAUUCAGGAAGAGGAUUUCCUUGAUUUCGAGGCUGAGCCUUGUGACUAUACCGGUCCGCCCUCAGAGGUCGGUAACAACGCCGUCCACCAUCUCGUCGGCACCAAUUGCUUCUCGCGAGACUUCGUGGUCAAGUACCUCGACAUGCUCACGGCCAUCGACCCAUCCAUCCUCACCGACUGCAAUGAAGCCGGCGUGACGCCGCUGCAAGUGAGGCGUCGCUCUCAAACACAUAGGGAUGCACUGACACGCAUUAAGCACAACAGGAAUGGCCUGUGUGCAGGUUGCGGCUUGGCAGGGGUACGAGUAUUCACGGAGCCCCAACAUCCACGCCAUCGAGCACAUCUGCCGGCAGGUCGAGCCAGCGCAUGUCGAGCACGACGGUGAUCAUGGUAUCGCACUCGUGUGGGCCGUCAAGACGCUCACCGGCCGGGAAGCAUCGCAGCCCAGUGUGCGGGACGAGGGCCUCAUCAACGAGUGGAGGCAGGCCGUCAGGACCCUGCUGCGGUGGGGCACAGCUGCGGCCCAGCUCCAGCAUCUCGCCGGACAGUAUGACAUCGAGCCACAGCACCUCGAGCUCGUUGAUCGCGAGUACACCGCUGUGCUCAAUGAGCUGCUCCAGGAGGUGAUGGCCGUCGCCAGUGGAGCCCUGCAGCCGAACAUGGAGCCGGCGGCACAAGGCAUCAAGGAGAGGAUCAACCUGACCGACAAGACCACAUUCGGCAAGCGCAUCCACAUGGCCAUGCAGCACUUCUUGACGAGUGCCGCCGCCACCAAGACGGCCAGCCACUGCAGCGAGGUGAUGGGAGAGCCCCCCAGCCACGACGAGCAGGAGCAGGAGCAGGAGAGGAAGCGCGCCAAGGUCUCCGUCCCUUCGCGGCAGUGCUUCGUGGUGCGCGGCGUCAACUCCCGGCGGUUGGGUCUGCAUGAGGUGGUGCACAGGGCGAUAGUGGAUGAGGCGGCCGCAUGCGGCCUGAAGGGCCUCGACCAGCCCGGGGUGGGGGAGUGACAUACAGAUAGGGCUGGGCACACUCAAAGGGCUGCAUCCAUCCAUCCAUCCAUGCACCCGUGUUUCUUUUUGUGUUGCAGGGCGACGCCCUCUGCCAGUUUGCGUUGCCGGAGUUGGGGUACCUCGACAAGCACGGCAGGUUCCAGUCGCUGCAGAUCGAGUAGAAGAAUGACAGACUCUCGUGUGUAGCGUGCUUAGUAGGGAGAUGGUCAAUCGCUUUUGGUCGGCGGCCGCACUUUUGCGAUACGGGCACACACAGCGGUUGCGAGCGUCGCCUUUUCCGCCACACUAGCUCGUCAGAUGGCUCGCAGCGGGAAUCUCCUCUCCUCGUCGUUACCAACCUCUGUUUUCCCUUGGUCAGCCGCCAAGGCGGAGCGGAGGUUGGUGAUGCAGGCGGGGUGGGGGUCUCAGCUUUGGCCGGGAUGGUUAUAGCCUGGCGAUACGAUCGGUUGUGUAUCUGUAGAUGUGUGUGUGUAUGUGCAAUGACUGAUGAGUGGGAAAUAUAACCGAUGUCCUGUCUGCGUGGCGUCUGA
Molecule: messenger RNA, 1804 nt
Organism: Vitrella brassicaformis
Lineage: Eukaryota; Vitrellaceae
Source: the annotation of a GenBank genome assembly